GUCAAUAGCUACUCCCCGCUGUAGCACGCCUGAGAAAACCCUAGUAUAAUUAAGGAUUUGAGAGCUCUGAGUUGAAUCGUUCGCUCCGAAAGACGCACAGCGGCCAUCGAAAAUCCCUUUCCUCCAGCCAUCUCAAAGAAGCUCGAAAUGGCGUCAGAGAGGAAGCUCAGUAACCCUAUGAGGGAAAUCAAGGUCCAGAAGUUGGUCCUCAAUAUCUCCGUCGGUGAGAGUGGAGAUCGUCUCACCAGAGCCGCUAAGGUCCUGGAACAGCUCAGUGGACAAACCCCUGUUUAUUCCAAAGCUAGGUACACUGUUAGGUCCUUUGGUAUCAGGCGUAAUGAGAAGAUUGCCUGCUAUGUCACCGUGAGAGGGGACAAGGCGAUGCAACUUUUGGAAAGUGGCUUGAAGGUCAAGGAAUAUGAAUUGCUGCGAAGGAACUUUAGUGACACUGGCUGCUUUGGGUUUGGUAUUCAGGAGCAUAUUGAUCUUGGCAUCAAGUAUGAUCCCUCCACUGGUAUCUAUGGUAUGGACUUCUAUGUCGUCCUGGAGAGAGCAGGCUACCGUGUUGCCAGGCGCCGUAGGUGCAAGACACGUGUUGGUAUCCAGCACAGGGUCACAAAGGACGAUGCAAUGAAAUGGUUCCAGGUCAAAUAUGAGGGCGUGAUCCUUAACAAGGCUCAGAAUAUUACUGGUUGAUUGACCACUAGACCUUAGCGAAGGGGAGGGUUUACCAGUUUUUGAGGGAUUCUGUUAGCUGUAUUACAAGUUUGCUCUAAAGGUUUAAUAUGCAACGUUUUGUGUUUCUGACUGUUUAAUGAUAUGGCGUUCAUUUUUUCCUGUGGUGUUCCUCUCAUUCAUCACCCAUUGUGAACAGUUGCCUCUUUAUCGCUUUAUUUGGUGAAACUAACCUAGAUUCUCAUAUUUGCAACUUGAAAUUGAUAGUAAUUCUUGGAGUGAUAACUGUCAUUUAGGUUAUCUUUUGGGUUUAAGGUUCUUCUGGAUUAAAUAAACGAAAUUGGAUUGUUGAGUGGGAGUAAUUUCACGGCUGUGUAACAAUAUG
Molecule: messenger RNA, 1060 nt
Organism: Linum tenue
Lineage: Eukaryota; Viridiplantae; Streptophyta; Magnoliopsida; Malpighiales; Linaceae
Source: the annotation of a GenBank genome assembly